AUGUCUAAAGCAAAAGUUCUUCUUGUUGGAAUGGGAGGCGUGGGGUCCAUUGCGGCCUACUCUCUCGAGAAAGCAGGCAAGAGCGAGGUGACUGCUGUCGUCCGGUCUGACUACGACACUCUGAUCAAGGAGGGCUUCGAGCUGCAGUCCUGCGACUAUGGCAGAGUCGACGUGUUCCGUCCAACCAACAUCUGCAAGAGCGUUGUCGAGGCCGUUUCCAAACACGGUCCGUUCGACUUUGUGGUGUUUUCGAUGAAAAACACGCCGGACGUGCAACCAUUGAACCCUUUCAUUGAAGAAUGUUACCAUGACGAUCUGGGAAUCGUGCUUUUGCAGAACGGAUACGGCAUCCACAAGGCGGUGCUGCAAGAGUUUCCGUCGGCAUACGUAAUCUCCGGGGUGUCGAUGAUCUCGUCGACUUUGUAUGGACGCACGGUCAAGCAGGUAGGCCCGGAGUCGGUCAAGAUCGGCGUCUGCGACAACGGAAAAAUUGACUACGGAAAGCAGGAAAAAAAAUGCAAGCAGUUCAUCGAGCUGUACUCGACGGAUAAGAACGACGUCACAUUCGACGAGAACGUCAACUACACGAGAUGGCGGAAACUAGUCUACAACGCCACCAUCAAUUCCUCGUGUGCGUUGACCAACGUUGAUAUUGGCCGUUUAGCGCUGUUUGGCGGCGUCGACUCGAUUGUGCGUCCUGCCAUGGCCGAAGUCCUGGCAAUUGCGAAGAGCGACGGCGUCGAGCUGCCAGAGUCGAUAGUGGAGUUCAUGAUCCACUCAGACGACCGCGAGUGGUAUGCUCCCUCCAUGCUGGUGGACAUCCGUAAAGGCAACUACACCGAGUACCAGGUCAUUUUGGGCAACGCUUUGGACGUGGCCAAGGAAAACGGCAUAGCCGCUCCAGUGCUGACCGUUCUGUACAACUUGUUGCACGUGAUACAGUGGCGCACCAUGGAAGAGAAGCACCGCUUCACUUUGCCAGAGAGGAGGCCGCUGCCGCAGGAUAAUUUCAGAAUAGAAUUCAAAUGA
Messenger RNA from Ogataea haglerorum, 1029 nucleotides. RefSeq lists its product as uncharacterized. Lineage: Eukaryota; Fungi; Ascomycota; Pichiomycetes; Pichiales; Pichiaceae. The transcript has a single exon. Bases 1 to 1029 code for a protein of 342 amino acids. Gene Ontology annotation, molecular function: 2-dehydropantoate 2-reductase activity. Gene Ontology annotation, biological process: pantothenate biosynthetic process. Gene Ontology annotation, cellular component: cytoplasm. The record is from RefSeq and is a predicted model, not a curated record.